AUGCGCGCCAUCUGCAGCCUAUUUCUCCAGUUAUUGUGCAUUUUCCCGCCUUUUUUGCAGCAUCAACAGUUGUUUUAUCGUGGAAAAAACACUAAAAACCCAACUUUUACACGAUGUCUUCCCCGGCCCCCCAUCGCACACCUCGCGCCAACCGCGACGACGAUGCGCCCACUCCCCGGGGGCGCAGACCCGCCGGUGGUCACCGCACCCCGGCCCGCGAGGACCCUCAGACGCCGUCACGGACCCCCCGACACAACCCCACGCCGGCUAAAAGCGACACUAUCGACACUCCAAUGCGUUGGGGCGGAGCCCGACGCGAUAUCGAGGGCGACGCCGGGGAAAUCCCCUCGUCGCCGAUGGUCACAAGUCCGGGAGUGGCAAUGAGCGAGAUUGACUUGUCGUCGCCCCUCAAUUACGGCACUCCGUGCUCUUUGGGGUCCAUCAGGACCCCCAGGUCGGGGAUCAGGGGGACCCCCAUCAGGAUGCGGCCCGAUGUGAGGACUGAUCGCAGGAUGAGACAAGUUAACGUCGGCGGAGAGUUAGAUCCGGUGGCUGAGGGCGAUGAGGGAAGCACAGCCCCACAUUUGGUCAUCUGGGGCACCAAUGUCUCGGUCGCUGAGUGCAAAGAGAAGUUCAAACAGUUUGUUUUGAGGUUUAUUGACCCAAAUGCCGAAGAGGAUGAGAGAACCGACGAUAUGAAUAUCAACGAGCCUUUGUAUUUUCAAAAAUUGGACGAGAUUAACACACUAGAGGAGCCUUUUUUGAACGUCAAUUGUGCCCACAUUGAGACCUUUGACGCGAAUUUAUACCGACAACUUGUCUCCUACCCCCAGGAAGUCAUCCCAAUUUUCGACAUGAUGGUCAACGAAAUGUUCUACGAGCGUUACCCCGCCGCCGAAUUGGAGCACCAGAUCCAAGUGCGGCCUUUUAAUGCCGAAAAAACCCGAAAUAUGAGAGCCCUCAACCCUGAAGAUAUCGACCAAUUGAUCACAGUCAGUGGCAUGGUYAUYCGCACCUCGAAUYUAAUGCCCGAGAUGAGAGAGGCAUUCUUCAAAUGCAUAGUUUGCAACUUCACCACCACGGUGGAGAUCGACAGGGGGCGCAUCACCGAACCCACCCUCUGCACCAGUUGCAACACCAACCAUUGCUUCACGAUGGUGCACAACCGCUCGCAGUUCACCGACAAACAAAUGAUCAAACUGCAGGAAUCCCCGGACGACAUGCCUGCGGGGCAGACCCCCCACACGGUGGUCCUCUUCGCGCACAACGACCUCGUGGACGCCGUGCAGCCGGGCGACCGCGUCACCGUGACGGGGAUUUACCGCGCACAGCCCCUCCAGGUGAACCCCCGGCAGCGUAACCUGCGCGCCGUCUACAAAACCCACAUUGACGUCCUCCACUUCCGCAAAAUCGACACCAAACGGCUAUACGAAGAGGAGGACGGCAAAGACCACCGUUUCCCCCCCGAACGAAUCGAAUUACUGAACCUUUUGUCGCAAAAAGAGGAUAUUUACGAACGGUUGGCGCGCGCUCUCGCCCCCUCGAUCUACGAAAACGAGGAUGUCAAAAAGGGGAUUCUUCUGCAGCUCUUUGGGGGCACCAAAAAGAAAUUUGUGACGUCAGGACGCACGAAUUUCAGGUCCGAAAUCAAUAUUUUGUUGUGCGGGGACCCGGGUACCUCCAAGUCGCAACUCCUCCAAUACGUCUACAAUUUGGUUCCGAGGAGUCAAUACACGUCCGGGAAGGGUUCCUCAGCUGUGGGGUUAACAGCCUACGUGACCAAAGACACCGAAACGAGACAAUUGGUUCUGCAAACGGGGGCUCUAGUUCUGGCCGAUAAUGGCAUAUGUUGCAUCGAUGAGUUUGAUAAAAUGAACGAUUCAACCCGGAGUGUUUUACAUGAGGUGAUGGAACAACAAACUUUGAGCAUAGCCAAAGCUGGGAUUAUUUGUCAAUUGAACGCCAGGACUUCAAUUCUUGCCGCUGCAAACCCCUCCGAAUCACAAUGGAACAAAAAUAAAACAAUUAUAGAAAAUGUGCAACUACCACACACACUUUUGUCACGUUUUGACUUAAUUUUCCUGAUUUUGGACCCCCAGAGUGAGGUUUUCGACCGAAGAUUGGCCUCGCAUUUGGUGGGGCUUUACUACAAGACGCCCCAACAAGAUGAUGACGAGAUUUUGGACAUGUCGAUUCUUCGUGAUUAUUUGGCCUACGCCAAGGAGCACAUUCACCCCAAGUUGAGUGAGGAAGCCUCCCAGCGGCUGAUCCAGGCCUACGUGGACAUGCGGAAGGUGGGGUCGGGCCGGGGGCAGAUCUCCGCGUACCCCCGCCAGUUGGAGUCGCUGAUUCGGCUCUCGGAGGCGCACGCCAAGGUGCGGUUUUCGCAGCUUGUGGAAAUUGAGGAUGUUGAGGAGGCGUGGAGGCUCCAUCGCGAAGCUUUGAAACAGUCAGCGACGGAUCCGUUGAGUGGGAAAAUCGAUGUGGGGAUUUUGACCACCGGGUUGAGUAUGGCGGCGAGGAAAAGGAGGGUGGAGUUGGUUCAAGCCUUGAAGAAGUUGAUUGAGAAUAAAGGGAAGGUUCCCACGAUUAAUUACCCCAAGUUGUUGGCGGAAGUGAAGGAAGGGUCGAGUGUUAUGGUGACCAGGGAGCAGUUUGAGGACGCGUUAAAGGAUUUGCAGGAUGAGGGGAUGAUUGUGGUGAUGGGGAGGACGUCCAUCAGGGUCUGCAGGAAUAGGGAUUAGGGUUAUAAUGUAUUUUUUUAAGAAUAAAGCCCAAUUUUCACAUUA
Messenger RNA from Tribolium madens (black flour beetle), 2789 nucleotides. It is a transcript of the gene dpa, whose product is annotated as DNA replication licensing factor MCM4. Gene Ontology annotation, biological process: DNA strand elongation involved in DNA replication; double-strand break repair via break-induced replication; mitotic DNA replication initiation. The transcript has 8 exons. NCBI's taxonomy places the organism in Eukaryota, Metazoa, Arthropoda, Insecta, Coleoptera, Tenebrionidae. Gene Ontology annotation, cellular component: MCM complex; nucleus. Gene Ontology annotation, molecular function: ATP binding; ATP hydrolysis activity; single-stranded DNA helicase activity. Bases 114 to 2744 code for a protein of 876 amino acids. The record is from RefSeq and is a predicted model, not a curated record.